AGCAACACCACUGUUGUAAAAUGUGAUCACGGUCCCCUCAAACAUGAAUGUAACAUUCACAAAUCAAUUUGUUCAAGCGCAGGCUCCAGGUGGGGGUCAACCUGUGCUUCAACAGCCUCAGGGUCAUCUCAGAUCACCUCAGGGUCAGCAUGGACAAAUCUUUUCUCAAGCUCCAAAGCAGAACCAGUACGUAUUUACUCAACCUCAAGGACAGACCAUUAUUGCUCCCUCUCAAGUCCGCCCAAUUUCAGCAAAUGCUCAAGAACAAAUUUUAUUUGCUCAAGAAGGACUAAAAAAUUCCGUCUUAUUCCAAUCUGCAGAGCAACCCCAACUCCAAUACAUUUCAACACAAGGUUACAACCAAUCAGUUUUCCAAGUCCAAGGACAAGAUCCCAAUCACCCCGUCUUUGUUCAAACCCAAGGACAUGAUCCAAAACAACCAUUCUUUGUCCAAAACCAAGGGCAUAAUCAAAAUCAACCCGUCUUUGUUCAAACCCAAGGACAUGAUCCAAAACACCCAUUCUUUGUCCAAAACCAAGGGCAUAAUCAAAAUCAACCCGUCUUUGUUCAAACCCAAGGACGUAAUCCCAAUCAACCUGUCCUUGAUCAAUCUCAAGGAUAUGUUGGUCCCAUUUUUGAUCCAUCACAAAGACAAUACAUACAAGGACAAAGAAAUAUGGACAUUGACAUUGCUCAAAAUAAAAACUGUUACAGUCAGUAUUCAUCUUUAUCUCCAUUCCAGCAUAUUUCCUAUCUUCCCAAUCAACAUAUUGCUCAAGAUGGUGGAGUUGUUAGCGGACAGGCACCAAUCCCUGGUCCUAAAAUGGUUAACACCUCCCAUUCCAACAUGUUACAGAACUCAGCCUUGCAACCAUACACUUACCAGUCUGAAGACUUCACAGGCAAAAUUGCCGAGGUAAAUUCAAAUUCAGAAUCUGGCAUAGCUGACCAUAGUUCACAUGAAGUUAAGGGAACAGGUGUCCUGGUAUCUUCAUCUUCAAAUAAUUCUCAAUAUCAGAUUUUUUAUCAGAAUCCUGGCACAGUACAAUUUGCUCCGGAGAAUCAAUCCUUUCCAAACCUGAUUCAGAAGAACCAUGAUCCUCUUAGUCAUUCCAUUUCCUCAUCUGCGGUGCCAUCUCUAACCCAAAGUUAUCUAUCAGUGUCUCACCACGCAUCCCAGUUAAAUGUUGAGUCUAACUAUACCCAGAGCCAGGUUCAAACUGUUCCAAUACAGCAUCAUUCUUCUAACUCCUACCAACCUUCAGUCUCUAGUUCAAAUCCUGUAAAUAAAACUGGUACUAGUACAGAUAAUUUUCAAACCAGAGCUAAACUGUAUACACAUGUAGCCAUCCAAAACUCUUUGCAACAAACCUCUUACAAUGGAGCUCUCUAUCCAUCCAAUCCUUUUAAUGCUCCAGGAGUCGGGCAUAAAUAUCAUUUGGAACAGGGUCAAUCUUUGCGUGAAGCUCAAUGCAGUUCCAGUGGGGAGUUGAACCCUGAGACCUCUUUGUCUUAUGAGAGAACCUAUUCUUUACCUCAAUAUGUUCCAGCUCAUAAUUCUCUGGUUUCAGCUCAGGUAUCGACUCUUCCCUUUUCCAAUCCUGAUCCAAGUUCUCCCAGGCUACAAAGUUAUGUGGAUAUCAAUCAUCCUCUUCUUCCAAGCUAUAUUUUAAAUCAACCUAAAUCAUCUGAUACUCAGCAGUUGUCUCUAACUCCAACGCCCAGUGAUAAUCAAGUACCUGUCAAUCAAUCAAUCAACGACUCCCAUGAGGAUUCUGAAGCAUACUCUGCUGAGGAGUCCCCAGGCUACCAAUCUGAAGACUCAGGUCCAGUCUCUGAAUUACCUGAUGAAAAGGAUGAUAACGAAACAGAAGGGAUUCCCUACCCUUCUCAAGAUGUCAUUGAACCUUCUUCGCCUUCCAGUCUCAGAAGAGCAUUUGAAGAAAGAUCCCAAAGCUAUUUCAUGUCAGAACAUCAAGAAGGGCAUUAUUCUCUUGCUUCUUCAUCAAGAAAUCCAUCCGAAGAAUCUGAUCUUGUUGAUGCUGAUAACGCAAAUACCAUUCAUGCUAACACUGGCAAUGACCAAGAAGCUGCUUCAAGCAAUCUUCAAGAACCCAACACUACUCAAGAAGUUGUCUCCGAAAAUAUCCAGCAACGUGGAUCAGACAAUUUACCUGAAAUUCCAAUCCAAAGUGCUGUCAUGGAUAUUCCUGAUCUCAGACAAGAGUUUCUUAACAACCAGAUGCUGCCUCUACCUGGACAAUUUGUUGUUCUGCCACCUCUAACAGAAGACCGUAGUAUUCAAACUAUCCAGCUUCUCACACCUACACAACAAGGACAGUUCUCUGUACAAACUAUAGUGUUACCAAUCAUGAAGUUAAAUCAAACUUCCUCUACUCCAACCCUGAAACCGUCCUAUCCUUCUCCGGUUUUACCAUCUCCUUCCUCCAACCCUUCUUCCUCAGAUACACCUGUACCUGUCUCCUGCCAGACAAAUCAGUUCUAUCCUCCAACUAAACCUCAAUUGACUGUUAAAGCAGAACGGGAUUUUUCUGAUCCGUUUGUUAUCAGGUCAGAUGACGACGAUGUUCUGCUGAACCAAGUUGAUGAGACCGGAUUACCGAAGGUUAUGCAAGGAAUUGAUCUUGAUCGUGUUAAACAGUUUGCUGCUGAGUUCAAGUCUGUAAGACUUAGUUUAGGAUUAACACAGACACAGGUUGGUUUAGCACUGCAGCCUGGUGUGGAUGGUCCAGUAGUAUCCCAGUCUACCAUCUGUAGGUUCGAGAAACUAGAGAUUACUGCUCUGCAGGUAAAGAAACUGUUGCCAAUUCUGCAGAGUUGGUUGUGUAAUAUCAAGCAGAAACAAAGCCUGGGAAUACCAAUAGAUAUUUCAUCUUCUCAUCACAUUCCUCAGGACGGACAGGAGCAAAAGCGAAGAAAAAAAAGAACAGUAUUCUCGGAAGAGACUGUAUCAGUUCUUAACCAGGAGUUCUCGUCAGACCAGAACCCUAACCUUGCAAAGAUUAUACAAAUUGCAGCCAAGGUUGGGUUGGAGAAGAGCACGGUUCGGGUUUGGUUCUCCAAUAGGAGACAAACAGAGCGUAAACUCCAACAGGAGCUAGAAGGGGGAGGAGAGUUGGAUCGGAAACAAAACUACGAUAAAGACGAAGUAUUUUCAACUUAUAAAAAUACAAAUAGCAACAGUUAGGAAAAUGGAAAGACUGAUUUUCUGAAUUCUAAACCUAUUAUGAACCAAUUUUGAAACAAUUCCACGUUUUUUGCAUGCCAUUUUCUGAACUGGUUGGAUAUAAAAUAUUCAGACCCUUUUUUAUUUAUCAGACCAAAGUUUCUAAACUUCCUUGAUUGUUUUUAAUUGUUAAGGAAUCGGGCAAAGCCCAUUAAAAAUAUGUGUCCUUAUAUCUCAAAAUGAAUCACUAAGAACUUAACAAAUGUGUCAUAGGCGCGGCAUAACCUAACUUGCGCUUGUAAAAUAUUAUUUGAUCUUAAAUGUGCUGUCGCGGUCGUUGUAAUUUUAUGGUACCCUUAAAACUUUUUGUAUGAGCGUGUUUAAUUUUAUCAAGUUCUUCCAUUGUCUCUUAAGCAGGAAUGUGCAAGUUACUUAAAAAAUGAAACCACACAAAAAAAUCAACUAUUAAAGUUAAAUGAUGGAUUAAUACAUUCUUGUUCAGAGAAAGCUUUCAAGGGUUCUUAUGUAAAUCGGACAUGCCACUUUAAAAAUGGAGGGUCAAUAAAAGUUAUGUUUACGUCUAAACCUUCUUAAUGUAACUUUGUAAUGUAUUUCUGUACUGUACCAAUUUUACACUUUGUACAUAUUGAGUUGAUAGAUCUAAUCUAUUUCUGUUAUUAAAGUUAACUUGUUAAUUUAUAACGUGCUAACUUAACAUUACAAAAGAAAACAGUUUGUGCUGUAAAGAACAUUUAACACCUUACAACUAAAAAAACAAUUUGUGCAACGAUUGACCCUAAAACUUGCACAAUGGGUUUUUCAAGACAAAGGUAUUUGUGCUUAUGUUUUUUUCCACUUUUAAAGUUAAUUCUGUUAAAUCAGGCAUGUAUUAUUGUUUUUUCCGCAGCCUUUGCCCAAAAUUCGUUUUGUACAAAGGUAAGCGAUUAUAUCAAUACAAUGAAGACGACUUUCGAUUUCAAUUUUGAUUUAAAUCAAGCUCUUGAUAUAUCUUGUAAAUAAAAAAGGUUCUGUUUGAUUACUUGCUAACUUGUAAUUCAAAAAAAACUUGUAAACAACCAAAACUUAAAUAAGAAGUCGUCUUAAUUGUGUUGAUAUAUUCGUUUAGCACUGUACUAUAAACAAACGUUAAAUUGUCGAGCUUUUAUCAGUAUAAAAUAUUGGUGUAAUUAUAUCCCAACGAUUAAAAUUAUUUUGAAUACAUUUUAUAUCAUUUUUUAGAUCUCAACGAAACAUUUUGUUCUCUAUUUUCUUAAAAAGAUUUUUUUGGCGUUUUAAACAAAAUUUACAUUGAUGGAAAUCCAGGAUUUAAAUGAUGUUUAAGAAUUGUAAAUAUUAAGAUGUAAAUAUGUAGAUUACAAAUAUUAAAACAUCUAUUGAUGAAUUUUUGUAAAAUAUUGAAACAAAAAUAUGUAAACAUGUGAGCAAGCAAACAAAACAUGUUUGUAUGCCUGGACAACUUUAAACUUGUAAACUUGUUUGUAUAUUUGUAAACAUGUAAACCUAUGAACCUGUAAACUGUAAACUACCUGGUGAAAUGUACUUGAAUAUAUAGCGUUAAUUUA
Molecule: messenger RNA, 4770 nt
Organism: Eurytemora carolleeae
Lineage: Eukaryota; Metazoa; Arthropoda; Copepoda; Calanoida; Temoridae
Exons: 8
Coding region: 44-3208 (1054 amino acids)
Biological process (GO): regulation of transcription by RNA polymerase II
Molecular function (GO): RNA polymerase II cis-regulatory region sequence-specific DNA binding; DNA-binding transcription factor activity, RNA polymerase II-specific
Source: RefSeq, a predicted model, not a curated record